CUUCCCCACUCCGAAGCUGGCCCUGACGUCACAUACGAGCAACUGACAUCCAGUCACGGAAAAGGGCUCUCCAGGGAGGUAUAUAUUCGGCCUGUGUCGCGGGAUCGGGCUCUUAACUUGAUACUUGACUCUCAACAUGGCCGCCGCAAAGUUUACACCGACUCCCGCUUUGAAGUACGCUGAUGAACUGCACGCCACCGCGAAAGCACUGGUGGCAGAUGGAAAGGGGCUGUUAGCGGCGGAUGAGAGUACGGGGUCUAUCAAGAAGAGGUUGGAGAGCGUUGGGAAGGAGAACAACGAUGACAACAGGAGAGAGUGGCGAGACUUGAUGUUCACCGCGGAGGGUCCCUUGGAGAAAUAUCUGGGAGGCGUCAUCACCUUCGAAGAUACGCUCAUGAAGCACGACGCUCAGUUGGAGUCACAAUACAAGGGCUCGCCCUUGCGAGACGUGAUCAAGAAGCGCGGCAUCAUCCCCGGCAUCAAGACUGACAAGGGCACCAAGCCCCUUUCGCGUACCCAGCCAGAAGAAACCACAACGGAGGGGCUCGACGGCCUCCUCGCACGCUCGCAGGAAUACUACGCCGCCGGCGCACGCUUCGCUAAGUUCCGCACCACCUACAUCGUCACGGCCACGACGCCCUCGCAGCUCGCAAUCGAGGAUAACGCGAACGUGCAGGCGCGUUACGCGUCCAUCUCGCAGGAGGCGGGGCUCGUGCCGAUCGUCGAGCCCGAGGUUCUGUGCAACGGCGACUUCACGAUCGAGCGCUCCGCCGAGGCGCACAUCGCUGCGUACUCGCACCUCUUCCGCACGCUCGCGCUGCACAAGGUGGACUUUGCGGGCAUGAUCCUAAAAGCGAGCAUGGUCGUCCCCGGGGACAAGAGCGGCAAGGUCGCGACGCCCGAGGAGGUCGCGCAGGCGACGCUGCAUGUGCUCAGUAAGACCGUUCCGCCGCUCGUCCCGGGCGUCGUGUUCCUCAGCGGUGGGCUGAGCGAAGCCGACUCCAUCGCGUACCUUGACGCGAUGAACAAGCUAAAGAAGAAGGAGCCGAGCAUCGCGCCGUGGAAGCUGAGCUUCAGCUUCGGGCGGGCGCUGCAGGGCGAGGCGAUGAAGGUGUGGGCGCACUCGGGCGAUAUCAAGAAGGCGCAGGAGACGUUCAUGCUUAGGGCCAAGUGGUGCUACGAGGCCGCGCUGGGAGAGUACAAGGGAGAGGCCGGCGAGCCGUCCAAGUAA
Gloeophyllum trabeum ATCC 11539 is the source of this 1231-nucleotide messenger RNA. Its product is annotated as aldolase C. Gene Ontology annotation, biological process: fructose 1,6-bisphosphate metabolic process; glycolytic process. The transcript is spliced from 5 exons. Bases 137 to 1231 code for a protein of 364 amino acids. Gene Ontology annotation, molecular function: fructose-bisphosphate aldolase activity. NCBI's taxonomy places the organism in Eukaryota, Fungi, Basidiomycota, Agaricomycetes, Gloeophyllales, Gloeophyllaceae. Gene Ontology annotation, cellular component: cytosol. The record is from RefSeq and is a predicted model, not a curated record.